Molecule: messenger RNA, 2448 nt
Organism: Gymnodraco acuticeps
Lineage: Eukaryota; Metazoa; Chordata; Actinopteri; Perciformes; Bathydraconidae
Product: G2/M phase-specific E3 ubiquitin-protein ligase-like
Exons: 9
Coding region: 113-1435 (440 amino acids)
Molecular function (GO): ubiquitin-protein transferase activity
Source: RefSeq, a predicted model, not a curated record
CUUGGCCACUGAUUCAGAAGGAGCACCCUCUGCCUCGGCUGCCUCUACCUCGGCCGCCACUGAAACUGCGGGAUCAACCACUGCUCCCACACCCCCAUCAACUUCUGUAUCUAUGGACGCUGAUGUGGAAAGUUUGCAUUCCGCACAAUGGGUAAAUGCUGGGACUCCAGAGGUAUUUUAUAGAAGGUCACGUUUGGAACAACCAAACAGGAAUUCAUUCAAUGACUUUUUAAUUGAUGAUUCUGAUGAGGAGGAAGAGGGCGAGGACGAGGCUUUUGGGACUUUGGAAAGUUAUGUCUUUCCCGUGGAAGAAGUGGAUCUGGCCGUCCUUUUAAGUGACUUCAGAAAGGAAUUCGUUUCUGAUGGCCUAGUCAGUAAUAUCUGCAUCAGGAGGAAGAAACUUCUUGAGAGUGCAAUAAAAGCCAUCUCAAGGGUUACAUUCUGCUGGAACAAUUCCCCCUACAUAGAAUUUGUAGGAGAAGAUGGAGAUGACAUGGGUGGACCACAGAGAGAGUUUUUCAGACUCUUGAUGAUAGAAGUACAAACAACCAUGGGAAUAUUCGAGGGAAAGGCUGGUCAGGUCUUCCUUACCUAUGACCAAGCGGCAUUAGAUGGCCACAAGUAUUUCCAAGCAGGCCGCCUAAUUGCGUGGUCAGUGGCACACGGAGGUCCGUGUAUCAAAGCCCUGGAUCCCAGCCUGUACCAGCUGAUGUGCGGCCAGGAGGCUCAACUGGAGCAAUUUGACUGCAGUGUGCUGCCUGAUCCGGAUGUUCAAAGCAGAGCAAAAAGGAUCCUACAGUGCAAGACUGCAGAGGACCUGUCUGCCCUCCAGCAAGACUUGGGGGACUGGAUCUCUGAGUGUGGCAUCCCUGGCAUCUUCAGUGCCACUAUCGGAGAAAUUCCGAAGAUUUAUUCCUAUGUAGUUAAGCACUACAUAUUUCUCAGAACGGCCAAGAUGGUGAACCAAUUCACGGAGGGCAUGAAUGCUUUUGGGAACCUGUGGGACCUGGUCAGGAACAACUGGAUUGCCUUCCUUCCCUGCUUCACCAACAUGAGGACCCCGCUGACAAAAUCCUCCUUUAAGGCCAUAUUAAAAUAUGAAUACAGUCCAAGAGGAACAAAUCACCGGGAAAAAGAGGAGGACACGAUAUACAGCUGGGAGUUGGUCCUAAACCUCAUCGAAGACAAACUGACUGAACUGACAUUUGAGGACCUGCUGAUUUUCAUCACUGGGGCAGAUGAAGUUCCAACGCUUGGCUUUCCAAACAAGCCCUCCAUUGACUUUUAUACACAGGAGGCCGGUGUGCGUCGUUUGCCAUAUGCCUCAACCUGUGCUAUGACGUUGUUCCUACCAAGAGGCAUCACAGAGGAACAAGAGCUUCACAACAUACUGAACCAGUCAGUGAAAGACUCGUUGGGCUUUUUAAAGGUCUAGAAAAAUAGACAAGGAGGAAGAGAGGAGGAGGAUUGGGAGGGUGUGCAGAGUAUGACGAUAAGAUGAGGGAGAAAGUAUUACUGCAAUUUUGCACUGGGUGAAAUUUGACAUUAUUGCCAUAAAUAUGGAAACUGCGUUCAGGAAGUGCACUAAUGAUACCUCAAUUGUUGCUUUGUUCUCGACGGUUCAUUUUUGACUCCCUACUUAUAAAUGCUCUGAUGUUAAUACCAUUUAUUUGUUGUUUUUAUUUGUUCAUAAACUUAAGUCAUUCUACAAGUUGCAGUUUUAUGGGCGUUCAAGUGGCAAACAAUUUCUUGUCCUGUGAGCAGUAACUUCUAACUUGGCCCUGUUUUAAGAGGGACCUUGUAUUAGCGUGGUUCGGAAGCUCAGAAUUGUGUUCCAUUCCUUUGAUUUGUUAAGUACUUCAAACAUGAUAUGUAUGUUGACAUAUGCUGUAAAUCCACCUAUAGGAAUAAUAAAUCUGAUUUUACAUUUACUUGGUGCUAUGAUUUAAAUGACAUUUAACAAAAUGAAGAUAACAAAUUACUUGCAAAUUCAAGUAACACAUUACAUAAAAGGAGAGAUGUUGAGUAAAAGAACAUUAGUAAUUUCUUCUAGAAUUUAAACACAUAAUAUGGGAGGUGUGUGGCGCAGUGGUUUAAUGCGCUGAUCUUCAAAUCAGAAGAUAGCAAGUUCGAGUCCCACUGCAGUCAGCAUGUCGUUGUGUCCCUGAGACACUUCACCCACAGUAUUGAGUAUGUAAGUCGCUUUGGAUAAAAGCGUCUAACAAGUAACAUGUGUUAAAAGUAUUAUUUACUGAACCAAAAAGUCAUUUUUCUAGUGUGUAUUUUCAGUGGUGUUACCCAGUGUAGUUGGGGAGAACGGUAUUGGAAAUAGAAGAGGAGAGGAGGGAGAUAGAAGCAGGGGAGGAGUGUGGAUGGUCAUUGUAGCUCUCUUCACGACACAGACACAGGUCGGUUCUUUGAAACGGGCGUUUAUUCUUGGAGUUAUAU